Zootoca vivipara (common lizard) is the source of this 4303-nucleotide messenger RNA. It is a transcript of the gene LHX6, whose product is annotated as LIM homeobox 6. The record is from RefSeq and is a predicted model, not a curated record. Gene Ontology annotation, molecular function: RNA polymerase II transcription regulatory region sequence-specific DNA binding; DNA-binding transcription factor activity, RNA polymerase II-specific. Gene Ontology annotation, biological process: forebrain neuron development; neuron differentiation; regulation of transcription by RNA polymerase II. Gene Ontology annotation, cellular component: nucleus. NCBI's taxonomy places the organism in Eukaryota, Metazoa, Chordata, Lepidosauria, Squamata, Lacertidae.
GCCGGUUUCAGAAGCAGCAGCAGCAGCAGCGAGGAACAUCUCCACCGCGCGCCUUGACGAAUGGCCCAGCCGGACGGGGAAGCGCUCCCGGGCGCCCUGGAUAAAGAAGAGGCGCGCUCGGGCGCCAGCACGCCCUCCACACCCUCCGUCUGCUCCCCGCCGUCCUCCGCCUCCUCCUCCUUGCCGUCGGGGACCAAGAACGUCUGCUCCAGUUGCGGCCUGGAGAUUGUGGACCGGUACCUGCUCAAGGUGAACAACCUCACUUGGCACGUGCGUUGCCUGGAAUGCUCUGUGUGCCGGACCUCGCUUCGCCAGCAAAACAGCUGCUACGUCAAGAACAAAGAAAUCUUUUGCAAAAUGGACUAUUUCAGUCGGUUUGGUACAAAAUGCGCCCGUUGUGGGAGGCAGAUCUAUGCCAGCGACUGGGUCAGGAGAGCCCGCGGCAACGCCUACCACCUGGCCUGCUUUGCUUGCUUCUCCUGCAAACGGCAGCUGUCCACUGGAGAGGAGUUUGGCCUAGUGGAGGAGAAAGUCCUGUGCCGGAUUCACUAUGACACCAUGAUCGAGAACCUCAAGCGCGCAGCAGAGAAUGGCAAUGGCAUUACACUGGAAGGGGCGGUCCCAUCUGAGCAAGACAGCCAGCCAAAGCCAGCAAAGAGAGCGCGGACAUCCUUCACAGCAGAGCAGCUACAGGUCAUGCAAGCACAAUUCGCUCAGGACAACAACCCAGAUGCGCAGACCCUUCAAAAGCUGGCAGACAUGACAGGGCUGAGCAGGAGAGUGAUUCAGGUCUGGUUUCAGAACUGCAGAGCGCGCCAUAAAAAGCACACGCCCCAACACACGGUGCCCCCAUCUGGAGGCUCCCAGUCCCGCAUCCCUUCGGUGUUGCCUGACGACAUCCACUAUUCCCCCUUCAGCACUCCUGAGCGGGCCAGGAUGGUGACGCUCCACAGCUACAUAGAAAGUCAGGUACAGUGUGGACAGAUGCAUUGCCGCCUCCCUUAUGCUGCCCCUCCUGUGCACCUCAAAGCUGACAUGGAAGGACCCCUAUCGAGUCGGGGGGAGAAGGUAAUCUUGUUCCAGUACUGACUGCUCCUGCUCUUCCUGACCUCCCAGGGAUGCUUGCGGUGGUGGCAUUGCCUCUGAAUCAUACACACCAGCCAGUCCACAGCAACUGCAGACCCUCAUGCUGCGGUAACCCACCCGUGGUGGCACUCCUGAUCCCCUUCCACGAAUCCGGCACCUGAAUCUCUACAACUCUGCAGCACAUUCCCGCGGACCGCUGAGCCCCUGACUUCCUUUCCUUGUGGAACCGUUUGGCUUUCAAAGACUCCAAGGCAUGGCAGAGGCAACCAAGGACUUCAGUUCAGCAGUUUUAACAGCAUGCACUGUGGACUUGUAUCUUUCAAAUGCUUUACAACCAUUUGGUCUUUGACCUUCCCUGUAGGGAACAUGCCCACCUACUCCUUUGACAGGCAGGGGGUCUUCAGCUCUGGACACAAAAUGGGCUAUCUGUGCCAGGAGAGUUUCAUCCAAGCGCCACACACACUUCCAACCCAGUCACCACCCAGCAUCAGGGAGUGUGUGCGUUUGUGGAAUCAAAACCUUCCUAAUUCCUAGGAGCCACAACCAAGUUGUCAGGGUCUAGGUCCCAGCACAGAACUGAGAAAAUAAUUGACUAUUCCUUGGUGUCAGCACCAAACUUUUAACAGCUGGCAAUGACCAGGUGCCUGGGAUUCUUAGUGUUGCAAAAACUAUUGAUUUGUUUACCACUUGUGGGGCAUUGGCCAAAGUGCAGUACACUACAGAAAUAAACGGUGAUGAUGAUGAAUGAAACCUGGAAUUUCAACUUGACAUCCCCUCCCCUAUACAAAGCACCGUACUGUCUACUCUGACUGGCAGCAGCUCUCCAAGGUCUCAAGCUCUGCUUCACCAUAAAUAGAUGGCUGCCGGAUAAUACAUUGGUGCCAGUGUAAACUAGCCCUCUGUCAAAAAUAUUCACUGCCCUCCUGUAGAUCUACCCCCCCUUUUUAUCAUCCAUCCAAAAUGUAUGCAGUGCCACAGCCACUCCUUGGGAACAAGUCCAUGAGGAAUUACUUACCACCCCUCCGUUAGGAUUGUUCCCUUAGCCUCCUUCCCCGAGGACUGAUUCUCCUGGGAAGCUGGCUCAAAAGGCAAAGGCACAGGUUUCCCUGUCACUGCAGCGUUGCCAAGCUGGGUUGGUCCACAAUUUCAGUGGUUUUGAUCUCUGUGGUUGAGGCUUUUACCAAUACUCAUAGCAGUGGGAGUUGGGAGCAGGGGCCAGCUCAGACUAGCUUCUUAAAGGUAAAAAUGGGGGUGCCCGGGGGUGGGGUAGGGACGUGUCCUCCUUUUCCGGAAUGGUUCCCGAGUUUCUGGUUGAGGGCUGCAGUACUAUUUGGGCAUGGCUGGAGCAGCUGUCUCCAUGGCUGCCUUGCACCCAGAAGCCACAGAUUUGCUGUUGGGGAUGCAGGAAUGCACAAGAUCUUUGUCUCCUCUGCUGGGAGGAAGUAUUGCCACUUGGUACUCUGCUCAUGUGCCUUUGAAACCAAACACGAACACAUUACUCAAUGUGGUAACUGAGGGAAAAGGGACUGACGGUACAACUCAGUCCUAAGCACCCUUCCUCAGAAGCUCAACAGAGCUCUGCACUCUCCAGUGUGCAGAAAGUUGCAAUCUUAAGAAUGGAUGCAGACCAGGCACACACAGCAGCAGGCCUUCCUAGGAUUCCCCAUAGCUGCUAUUAAAGGUAAAAGCAGCUGCAAAGAUGCAGACUGGAUCAGGCCCAUGGUGCUGGGCGAGCUCUUUUUUUCCCUCAUAAAAAAAAACCAGCCUGCAUUUUCUCAAUUUAAAUUGUCCCUCCCCCAAAGCUGCUUUUGCUUAUAGUGGAAAACAUGCAGGCACACUAUGAGUGUGAGGACUUGCCCAGUGCAGCAGAAUGGACAGUUGCAAUCAACUAUUAUAUCUAAAGUGAGAAUUGUAAUCUCUCUCUCUCCCCCCCUCCCCCCUCCCCGCCAAUCCUAUUCCUCAUCUCUGCAGGAAGCCUUAGGCUGUGUUCCUUGCAAAUCUCAGGAAGCAGCCAGGACUAGCUUUUUAAAUGAGAAAUCUUUUGGCUCUGCCGUGCAAAAACUGGAAACAAUUCAUGAUUAGUUAAACGAUGUCUAUGGAAAAUAAACGACUGUCCUGAGAAUGUAACACAUCCCCUAAUUAUUUUAGUUCACUAACUCUCGUUGGCCAAUGUGUUUACACUGACUGAUGGUGCUGAAAAAAGUCUUAUGCCGGGUCCAAACAAACAAAUCUGAGUAAAGAUGCUCUUUGCAUUUAGCUUGCUGACUCUGUAGUUGUCAAGAGUUUUACAGGGCAAGAAAGCCAAUGUUCCAACCCUGAUCCAACAGUUGAUACGCAUGCAGUGGCUUUGAGGUUUGUACAUGAAGCUCCAUGUACGCUGCAGCUGCUCCAUUCGUUUCACUGUCCCAUUGAACUGAACAGGCAAGCCCUCUGCUCCCAUGGAACUCAGCAUGAUCACUGGAAGCCCUCUGGUGCUUUGGACUAUGGGGCAGCUACACUUUUGUAAGAUAUUUACCAAACUGGUUCCUGACUGUGCCUCUCUUCUGCCAAAUCUUUUGGACUAAAAUUAAUUGGAAGUCUUUUGAAAUACUUGAAUUUGAAACAUGGGUGCUAAAAUGUUAUGUACUUUCUUGCCCACCCCAGAGCCAGUGAGUUAAGUCCCCACUAGACUGGCCAAUGAUCCUAUUUUAACGGACAGUGGCCUAGAUGGGGCUGGCUGCACUUCAUACAAAGACAAAACUUGGUAUUGAGCAUGGAACCCAGCUUUGUUUUUUUAAAAAAGAUAUAUAAAGUUUCUAGCCCUUAAGGCUAUAAAUGUGGAUUAUCUGGCAGAACAUUAGAAGGCAGGGCACAUAUUUGGAAUGCUUCCCAGGAAGUAAGGAAGGCAAGACUUUCAUGCAUAGCCCUCCCCGCCCCCCUCCUUGGCAAAACCAGAAUGAAUCAGGCAAAUUAUGCUUGAUUUGCAUAACUGAUGCAGGUUGAACCUGACAUGGCUUCUUCAGAAGCUGGAGCUAUGUCCCCUCCCUCCCUCCUUUCUUUCUUGCUUUGAUUAGCUUCACACUCCAGAACAAGGAGUGCCUAGGACUGUGGUGUAAACUGGGCAACAGGGGCUUCGGACACCAGUGAUACCAGAUAAAAGGGAGGUCUUGCAAGGUGAUGCCAGCUGCAGAAACUCAGCCAAGUUUUUCUUGAAAAAGAAGCAGAUUGUUUUGUUUGU